CACAGACAUGUUGCAAGCGUUAAAAUAUUUAGAUGAAUACCUACCAGAAAGUGCAAAAUAUCAAACAUGCAGUCAGAAAACGCGAGACUGGUGGCCGUCUCAGUGCGAUUGCCUUCACUCCAACCAAUGAUGACGUCAAUCGCCAUAACUCGUGUCAAUGAUUGAAAGGUUAUGACUGUUCAGCAGUGAGUUUACGUCGAGACUUGACGUGCGGCAGCAGACGGCGGAGCCAUCGGCGCCGGGCGGAUGUUAUUGGCCUUCUGUUUAUCUGACGUCCCUGGUGCCCUGGUCGGCACGCGGCCCCGCUCCAGUCCGUACCGGCUGGCGCGAACUGACCCAACACCGGUAUCCGGGCGUGUGGCCGCCCAACCACGCAGAACUAUUCUGCGUCGCACCGUGGGGCUUUCCAGGGACGGUAGCCGGUAGCGGCGCUGUCGUCACCGUCCGGCAUGCCGCGGGAGGCCGGCGGCGCUGAUCCUACGGAGAAGUGACGUGUUCGGUGCAUUGGGGUGAAGUCCCCGCCGGAGCGGCGGUCUGCGGGGCUGGCCGGCGCCGCGGGUCACGGCGGCCUCUGCUCGCCUAUAGAAGCGUCGCGCGCACCGAGCGCCGCCAGUAGCCCCCCGGCUCGGCUGGUGGCUGGAGAUGGCGCCCUGUCGACUGAGAUGGCUCGUGCUUCUGCCGCUGGUGGUCGGAGCAGCCGUUGCUGAAAGACAUUAUCUGUUCACGGCACCUAAGGUGUCCUAUGCCGGCGAGUCGGAGACGAUGUGUCUGACGCUGUUCGACGUUCCCGAGACGGGAGACCUAACCCUCGACUUCUCCGGCUCCGGGGACCGGCGCACCCUACACACUCAGUCCGUCGCCGGCGUGUCAGGCGGUUUCAAGCAAACCUGUUUCGACGUGAAGAUGCCAGAUACAGCCACUGGGAGAAGCACGCUUCACCUAACGGUGGCAUUCCCGACUCAAACCAACUACAGCAUACGCGGAGAGAGAGAUUUCAGUAUCAGGUCGUCUCCUGGGGACCAGCCGGAGCAGUUGUUUGUGCAGACGGACAAGUUUGUGUACAAGCCCGGGCAGCUGGUGCGGUUUCGCGUUUUCUCCGUCGACUCUGAGCUGCGACCGGUAACAAAGCCGAUUCCGUUGAUCUUCAUUCAGACGCCGCUGGGUACUCGGGUAGCGCAGUGGACCGACCAGAGCGGCCGCAGCGGCCUCGUUCAGCUGGAGUUCCAGCUGUCAGACGAGCCCACGCUGGGUGACUGGACGAUCCACGUCAGCGGCGUGACAAGCAACGUACAUAAAAAGGUGUUCCGGGUCAAAGAAUACGUGCUGCCAAAGUUUGAAGUGAAGGUUCAGGGUCCGCCGUUCAUACUCGCCGAUGAAACUGAAGUAAUAUUCAAAGUAUGCGGAAUAUAUACGUAUGGAAAGUCAGUGACCGGCAAUGCCACAGUACACAUUAAGACACCGAGGCACAUCUACUGGGGCCCCUUGGGCUCCUGGAGGCACAGGCAUGAACCGGAUGUCGUCGUGGUUCGCCACAAUGUCACCGGUGACUCGCCGUGCGCCGAGUUUCGACUGAGCGCCGACGAACUGGGUCUCGGUGGUGACCAAUAUCCCCGGAUAAGACGAUAUGAACUUUUUGCUGAACUGACCGAGGCCGGAACGGAUGUCACUCUCGAAGCUACUAAGCAGUUCAAAGUGGAAUACGACAGGCUAAAGCUGUCCACUGAUUCCAGAUAUAACAAGUACUUUAAGCCAGGACUGCCUUUUCUUGAUCAGAUAAAGAUAUCUCACCCAGAUGGAAGUCCGGCACCCGGGGAGCUCGUCCGUAUCUGCUUCCACAAAGACGAGGAGAGAGACAACUCAGUCUGCGAAGAAGCCUCUUCAGACUACAGUGGCUUGGUGAGGUUCGCCAUCCCAGCUCAGAGUCAACGGGUGAAUAAACUCCACAUUGAUGCUAGCGUCCCUAAGCUCAAGAGUGGAAGACACAACGAAAACAAAAUACAGGGUCUGUCCUAUUCGGUGACGGGCUGGGCGUCCAAUUCGGGAGCGUUCCUACAACUGGCGAAGAUGUCCGACGUGCAGUUCCGCUGCGGUUCUACUGCCGAUAUACCGCUGCUGUUCACUGCUCGGCUGGACUCCAAACUCGAAUUGUUCUAUCAGGUGAUGGCUCGCGGAGAUCUCAGUCCGGCUGUCUCCGUACCGGUGACCUUUGACCAGGCCGUCGACCUGCCAGCCUCCGUCCUGGAUGGUGUCACCGUCAUCGGCUCGCGUUCCUCUAACGCCCGACCCGCAGGUCUGGUGACGCUCGCCGUUCCUGUGACACCCGCCAUGUCCACCGGGUUCAAGGUGCUCGUGUUCGCGGCCGUUGACGGCGAGGUGAUCGCGGACAGCGCCCAGUACAAGGCCGUCCCGUGUCUGGAGAACACGGUGCGCGUCAGCUGGGCUCCGGACCGUGUUCAGCCCCGGCGGAACACCCGGCUGACCGUCUCCGCCGCCCCCGGCUCGCUCUGUGGAAUCGAUGUAGUGGACAAGUCUGUUCACCUUCUAGGAACCGAAAAUAGAAUCACUCUGAGCAGUUUCUUUGAUCGGCUGAAGAAACUAAAUCUUGGCAGGCAUGACGGCCCGUCCCAGAAAGACGACCAGGCCUACUGUUCAAGCAAGCAUGGUCAACUCUCAGAAGAUCAUGAGCUGAUUGAUGAUCUUCCGAGGCUCCAGCCUUUCGGAAGGUGGCGUCCGUGGGGACCUCGCUCCCACUGGACAACUGUUAACGUCGAUUCACUCACCGCCUUCGAUCCGAGUUCCGUUCUGGUUCUGUCUGAUUUGGACCUUGAGACUCGCCACUGUGUGAAGCACAGCCGACGCGUACCCUACCGUAGGGGUGGGAUGCACAGGCACCGCAUAGCGGGUGGCUCAACCCGACUAGCUCACAAUCGUCCUUCAGCGAUCAGUGAGGCCGGCCUACCGGGCAUGGCCGUGGCGUCUUCGGCUGGCACGGCGCCUCAGCCAGGGAGCGCAGAAGAAGGCGGGCAGGCGCCGCCAGAGCCGGAGCCCUCCGAGGUCCCCGAGACGGUGCGCACCUACUUCCCCGAGACGUGGCUGUUCGACCUGCACUCGGUCAGUGAGGACGGGACGGUGACGCUGAACCAGGAGGUGCCCGACACCAUCACCGAGUGGGUGGCCGGCGCCGUGUGCACCUCCGAGACGGCCGGUCUGGGCGUCUCGGAGACGGCCUCUCUGACCAGCUUCCAGCCGUUCUUCGUCGCCUACACGCUGCCGUACUCGGUGAAACGCGGCGAGACGCUGGUGCUCAAGGUGUCGGUCCGCAACUACCACCAGGACGACCUGCCGGUGAAGCUGACUCUGGUGGCCUCUGAGGAGUACGAGACCCUCUCGCCGCCGGUGGAGACGCUCUGCGUGCCGGCCGGCGACAGCGUGGUGGUGCCGUUCCGACUGCGUCCCUCCGCGCUGGGCGACGUCAACAUCACCACGGUGGCCGAGGUGUACCCCGAGUACCCGGCCGCCUGCGGACCCGAGACCGUGCUCUAUUUCAGUGACGCGGUGACUAGACCCGUCCUGGUUGAGCCCGAAGGAUACGAGAGGGAGUUCGUCAAUUCUAGCUUCCUCUGCAGCACAUCCGGUGACGGCCAGCAGGGAGGCAGCGUCAUGGACGUGUCCUGGUCGCUGAGCCUGCCCGCCGACCUGGUGCCCGGCUCGGAGCGCGCCCGGGUGGAGGUGGUGGGCGACCUGCUCGGACCCAGCAUCGACAAUCUGGAAUCGCUGGUGCGCCUACCGACCGGCUGCGGGGAGCAGAACAUGGUCAAGUUCGCGCCCAACAUCCACGUCAUGAACUACCUGGUGGCCGUCGGCGAGCUCACCGAGACGCUCAAAGACAAACUCGUCAAAUACAUGAAAACAGGAUACCAGCGGGAGCUGACGUACCGACAUGACGACCAGUCAUACUCUGCGUUCGGCAACUCGGACAGCUCCGGCUCCAUGUGGCUGACCGCCUUUGUCGUCAAGUCGUUCGGCGAGGCCAAGAGCUUCAUUUUCAUCGACGAGGACGACCUCACCGGGAGCGUCAGAUGGAUCGAGGAUAAACAGACGUCCGAUGGCUGCUUUCCGUCCGUCGGAAGGGUUCUUCACCAGGGAAUGAAGGGCGGAGUGUCGGGCGGCGGACAGCAGGCUCUGACUGCCUACGUCACGAUCGCCCUGCUGCGCUCAUCUGUCACACUGAAACCCGACACGCUGGCUGACGCCUUCCGAUGUCUGUACCAGGACUCCAGCUCGGACAUAUACACCCUAACGCUGCGGACUCACGCCAGAGCCCUCGCGGGACACCUAGUCGAGGCUCGAGCUGGCCUCGCGAAGCUCAAGGCCAGAGCCAAAUACGCUGACGGAAUGCUCUACUGGCAGAACUCAGAUUCUGAGGAGAACAAGGCGUUGAGUGUGGAGAUUGGAGCCUACAACAUCCUGACAAUGGAGCUGCUGCAGAAGGCAGGAGACACCGAGUACUUUGGAGACGCUCUUGCCGCGGUUCGCUGGAUCAACGAGCAGAGAAAUAGCGGGGGAGGGUUCGUCUCCACUCAGGACACGGUGCUGGCUCUGGAGGCGCUGGCCAGUUUCUCGGCCGCCCUGCCGCGCUCCGCCACCUCCGAGCUGCGUGUCCGAGUGAGCGAGCCGCUGGGCGCGGAGGAGUUCCGCAUCACGCCGGCCAACCAGCUGCUGGUGCAGACCCGACAGCUGGACAGACUGCCGGCGCGGGUGUUCGCCCGAGCCGAGGGCGACGGCUGCGCGCUGGUGCAGGCUAUUCUGAAAUAUAACGUUAAGGAGACGGGCCCAAGCAACGCACUCAGCAUCUCUGUGAAGUCCAAGCCGAAGCCUGGUCAGACCAACUGUCUGAAGCACGUUGUAGAGACGUGCGUCAGAUACGAGAAACCAGGGGAGAGCAACAUGGCGGUCGUCGAAGUUGAAAUGGUCAGCGGCUUCAUUCCCAACAAAGGCAGCUUGAAAGCUCUCAAGGAGAACGCCGAAUUAGAGCUGAAGCGCUGGGAGGUCUCCAAGAACAAGGUGGUCUUCUACUUUGACUCGCUGGACAGCCGGCGGCGCUGUCUGGAGAUGGUGGUGCAGCGCGAGCAGGAGGUCGAGGACGUCAAGCCGGCGCGUGCUACCGUCUACGACUACUACCAGGCCGAGGUGGCGCUUAGCACGUCGUACAACCAUGACAUGGACUGCGCCACGGCGGCUGCCUGAGCCACCUGUACCGCCGGUGACCUGCCUCCUUCUGUGGCCGAGACCGGUCACAACGGGACGGUCCUCUGCGGUGGGACCGCGGUGCGCGGCAUCGUCUAAAGGAAGGAAGGCGCCUUCGGCCGCAUGCUUCACGUGCGGGUUACAUUUACGGUGCUUAAGAGUUUCGAUGUGCUUGCUGCCUGUAUUUUAACUCCUUGUUUGUAGCGGGGGCGGGUUGUACUGUUUUAUAUUGCGUGAAUUGGAUUCAUCAUGUCGUGCAAUUUCGAACCACAAGUGAGGGAGCUGGCAUACGAUGACAAGAUGGGACAAUGCUGUAUUGAAAUUAAGAUGAUCAUGGUAAAUAAACUGGGCUUCUGGCAAUGAAAAAAAA
Amphibalanus amphitrite is the source of this 5617-nucleotide messenger RNA. Its product is annotated as alpha-2-macroglobulin-like. Gene Ontology annotation, molecular function: endopeptidase inhibitor activity. Gene Ontology annotation, cellular component: extracellular region. The record is from RefSeq and is a predicted model, not a curated record. NCBI's taxonomy places the organism in Eukaryota, Metazoa, Arthropoda, Thecostraca, Balanomorpha, Balanidae. The transcript is spliced from 32 exons. The coding region runs from base 643 to 5247 and encodes 1534 amino acids.